Messenger RNA from Solenopsis invicta (red fire ant), 2253 nucleotides. RefSeq lists its product as uncharacterized. The record is from RefSeq and is a predicted model, not a curated record. Gene Ontology annotation, molecular function: DNA binding. The transcript is spliced from 2 exons. Gene Ontology annotation, biological process: DNA recombination; DNA integration. The coding region runs from base 1 to 2253 and encodes 750 amino acids. NCBI's taxonomy places the organism in Eukaryota, Metazoa, Arthropoda, Insecta, Hymenoptera, Formicidae.
AUGGAGGAUAUUCGAUCAGUAAAGAGUUUGAUGACACAAAAAGCAUUUAUGGGUUCAUUAGAUUUAAAGGAUGCUUAUCACGUAGUUCCUGUACACAAAGAUCAUAGAAAAUUUCUCCGUUUCAAAUUUCUUGAUAAGCUAUACCAAUUCACUUGCCUCCCCUUUGGGCUUUCUACCAGUCCGUAUGUAUUUACAAAGUUGAUGAAACCAGUCAUGAACCAUCUAAGACUACGGGGAAUAGUGACAGUAAUAUAUCUAGACGAUAUACUUUUUAUACACAAAUCCAAGAAAAUCUGUCAGAGUAAUAUUAAUUAUGCUAAAGAAUUAAUGGAACAUCUAGGUUUUAUUAUAAAUUAUCAGAAAAGUUCCCUAAUACCUAGUCAAGAAUGUACUUAUUUGGGUUUUAAAAUUAAUUCAAAUACCUUUUGUUUAGAAUUAACAGAUAAAAAGAAAAUUAAAAUUGUAGAAUUGAUAAACCAAGUUUACGAAGGAAAACGGUACAGAAUUCGAGACAUAGCAAAAUUAUUAGGUACUUUGACGGCAGCUUGCCCGGCAAUGGCAUACAGUAAAGUAUAUGUUAAGAGAUUGGAAAGGGAAAAGUUUUUAGCAUUAAUACUUAAUAAUAACGAUUUUGAAGGAAAAAUGCAUAUAACGAAAGCGGCAAUAGAAGACUUACAGUGGUGGAAACGAGUUGUACCAUUAGGUUAUAAUCCGAUUAGAGUUCAAAAAUUUAAUAUGGAAAUAUAUUCGGAUUCCUCAACGACUGGUUGGGGCGCUUAUUGUAACAAUGUUAGAAUCAGCGGGUUUUGGAGUAAAAAAGAAAGAAAGUGCCAUAUAAAUUAUUUAGAACUCAAGGCAGCCUUUCUUGCGCUACAAAGCUUUGCAUCCGAAUUGGUUUCGUGCGAAAUUCUGUUACGAUUGGACAAUACAACUGCAAUAGCGUAUGUCAAUAAAGCGGGAGGAAUCAAAUUUCCUCACCUCAGCGAACUAGCCCGGAAAAUAUGGCAAUGGUGCGAAAAGAGAAAGAUUUGGAUCACGGCAUCUUACAUUCCGUCUAGUGAGAAUAUAGAGGCAGACGCGGCGUCGCGUAUUACUAAUAUUGAUACCGAAUGGGAGCUAUCGGAUGAAAUCUUUAAAAAAAUUGAAAGAAGUUUCGGACCAUUUGAUAUAGAUCUUUUCGCAUCAAGGUUAAAUAAAAAAUGCAAGAAAUUCUGCUCCAGAUUUCCGGAUCCGGACGCGACGUGUGCAAAGGACGCAUCCAUUGGCAACGAAACUGUCAUUAAUGGCAGGGCAGUUAUCAGGAAAGCUUUUCUGCAAAAAGGAGUCACAGAAGACUCAGUGGACAUCAUGGUAAACUCUAUAACACCUUCAACCCUCAAGCAAUACGAAAACGCCUUAAAACUAUGGAUGAAAUUUGCAGUAGAACACCAAUUCGAUGCGUUUAACUCAACAACUACGUCUAUUUUAAUGUUUCUAACUCAAAGGUUUAAAGAAGGCGCAGGUUACAGCACCUUAAAUACCACCAGGUCGGCGAUUGCUCUUAUUUCAUUAUACAAUAUUUCGCAAGAUGGACUUAUUGCACGGUUUCUAAAAGGUAUUUAUAAGAAAAACCCAGUGAGACCUAAGUAUGCUUCAACAUGGGAUAUUACCCCAGUGUUGACAUAUAUUGAAGAGCUCCCGCCUCUAAAUCAAUUAAGUUUUAAGGAAAUAGCAGAAAAGAUAGCGACGUUAUUAGCAUUGACGACUGCACAUCGGCUGCAAACAUUAGCGCUGAUUCGUGUUGAAAAUAUUCAUGUCUCAACGGAAGGACUAACUAUAAAAAUACCAGAUUUAAUUAAAACAUCUAAGCCAGGAAAGUUUCAGCCAGAACUUUAUUUGCCGUAUUUUAAAGAAAAGCCAAAGUUAUGUACAGCAUCAGCUAUAUUAGAAUAUUUAGAAUAUACCAAAAAAUUUAGGGAUAACAAUAAUACAAGAUUAUUAAUAGCUACUGUAAAGCCAUAUGGUGCGGUAAGUGCACAAACUAUUGGGCACUGGAUUAAAGCUUUGCUAAACAAAGCCGGUAUAGAUACAAAGCAGUUUUCUGCGUACAGCACACGGCAUGCGGCCGUAUCUACUGCGUUCCGAAAAGGUGUAGACGUAACUACAAUAAGACGCACGGCAGGUUGGUCUGCUCAGUCACAAACAUUCUUUAAGUUUUAUAAUAAGCCGUUACAGACUUCGAACGAUGAGUUUAUUCGGGCAAUUUUAGGAUAA